Molecule: messenger RNA, 1930 nt
Organism: Daucus carota subsp. sativus
Lineage: Eukaryota; Viridiplantae; Streptophyta; Magnoliopsida; Apiales; Apiaceae
Product: AAA-ATPase At2g46620
Exons: 1
Coding region: 293-1714 (473 amino acids)
Molecular function (GO): ATP hydrolysis activity; ATP binding
Source: RefSeq, a predicted model, not a curated record
AUAAUAAUUCUGAAGAUCAAAUAUCAAAUAUUAUGAUGGGCCCCAGAAACUUCACCCCUCUGGAAAGUUGUUGUAGAUGACGGAGAAUUAGUAUUACAGAGAAACAUCGCCCCCAACUUCCAUAUAUAACCCCUAAUAUACAUACACAUCUUUGUAUCUAUCUCUCUCCCGACUCAUCUCUCCCUCGCUAAACCUCCUUCCUCAUCUCUCUCAAUAUCUCUCUUUACACACACAUACAGAUAUGAUAUUUGAUACAAAACAUAACAAUCUUUGAUUUUUGCCUCUCUGCCUGAUGAUUUCUUUUACGUUGUUCGCGUUGAUUAUUGUCGCUAUAUUUAUACUGUUACGCUUGUUUUUGAUUCGAACCGCGUUGAUUUCUAUUGUAAACAAAUGUUUACAUUGUAUUGAAGAUGCAGUCCACGUGUACCAGUUCUUCAAAGUACCGGAAUUUAAUGAAAAUCACCAGGAGAAUCAAUUUUACCGGAAGGUGUUGACGUACGUGAACUCGUUGUCGUCGAUUGAAGACUCUGAUUUCACGAAUUUGUUCUCCGGGAGCAAAUCGAAUGAUAUUAUACUCUGUUUGGAUGAUAAUCAGGUUGUUUUCGAUACGUUUCUCGGGGCGAGAGUUUCCUGGAAGAAUGAAAUUGACUCGAUAAGUCGAAAGAGGACUUUUGUGCUGAAGAUUAAGAAGAAGGAUAAGCGGAGGGUUUUGCAGUCGUAUCUACAGCAUAUUCAUACGGUUUCUGAUGAGAUUGAUCAAAGGUGGAGGGAAAUUAGGCUUUUCAUUAAUACGGAGUUGAAUCAACGGUGGAGAUCUGUUCCGUUGGCUCAUCCGGUUACGAUUGAUACUAUGGUGAUGGAUUUGGAUCUGAAGAACAGGAUUAAGUCGGAUGUGGAGGCGUUUCUGAAGUCAAAACAGUAUUAUCAUCGGUUAGGUAGGGUUUGGAAGCGGAGUUAUCUGCUUUACGGACCUUCUGGUACUGGAAAAUCUAGUUUUGUUGUUGCGAUGGCAAAAUUAUUGAAUUAUGAUGUGUAUGAUAUUGAUCUGUCCAAGGUUUCGGAUGAUUCGGAUCUGAAAUUGCUUCUGCUGCAAACGAGACCAAAGUCGCUGAUUGUAGUUGAGGAUUUGGAUCGAUUUUUAAGUGACAGUUCGGCAGAAUCAUCGGUUAGCUUAUCAGGCGUGUUGAAUUUCAUGGACGGAAUUGUGAAUUCUUGUACAGGCGAUGAGAAGGUUAUGGUGUUUACUAUGAAUUGUAAGGAUUUGAUUGAUCCGGUGGUGCUGAGGCCGGGAAGAGUUGAUGUUCAUAUUUAUUUUCCGCUUUGUAAUUUUAAUGCGUUUAAGACGCUAGCUAACAGUUAUUUGGGAGUGAAAGAUCAUAAGUUGUUUCCUCAUGUGGAGGAGAUAUUUGAGACAGGUGCAACGAUGAGUCCAGCAGAGAUAGCGGAGUUAAUGGUGAUGAACCGGAGCUCACCUAGCAGGGCUUUGAAGUCAGUGAUCACUGCUUUACAAAUUAGCGGAGAUGCAAGGGCGGGUAAAUCAGGGCAGAGGCUAAGCGAAAGCAAGUCUAUAGAUGAAGGCAGUAUGUUGAGUUGGAAGGAUGUCAGUUCUCCAGCAAUAAAGGAAGUUCGCAAGUUGUACAAUGUGUUGAGGUUGAAAAAAUCUGGACCUUCAGAUCAUCAGCUUCAUCAUAAUUUAAGUUUAACUGAACGGUGAUCAGAUAUAGGCAUCAGAUUGUUUGGUAUAUAGAAUUGAGCUUUUGCUCAAUUUUGGCUUGUCAAUUAUUCUUUUGUGAUUGAUAUAAAAUUGUAGAUUCUCAAACAAAAUAUGCUUGUAAAUGACGAUAAUGAUGACAUGAACAGAUAGGUUAUUUACAUACACAGAGAUGAAUUACUUCCCCUUGUUGAUGAAUGAAGAAUUAGUUCUGUGUUA